Molecule: messenger RNA, 2453 nt
Organism: Diceros bicornis minor
Lineage: Eukaryota; Metazoa; Chordata; Mammalia; Perissodactyla; Rhinocerotidae
Product: trem-like transcript 4 protein
Exons: 3
Coding region: 282-827 (181 amino acids)
Cellular component (GO): cell surface
Molecular function (GO): signaling receptor activity
Source: RefSeq, a predicted model, not a curated record
GCAGUAGCUACACAGUCCCCUGGAGACUCGGUCCAGUCCUGGGCUGAGGCCUUUCCAGGCCUAGAUGUAGCGUCUGCAGCUGGAGGGUCCAGCCUAUAGAUCAAGGCCUCCCCCUCCUCCCCAGGCCUCGCACUCUCUCUCGGAGGCCUUUGCCUCCCUCAGCUCUUUUUCCCAGGCAGACUGGGGUGGCUGCACUGAAUCCCUCCCUCUGGCUCCCUUUCCUCAGGGGCUUCUCCGCUCCCUUGCUUCCGUCCCCUCACCCCAGCUCAACAAGAGGGCCCAUGGCCUGGGAGGCCACAUACCUGCUGCCACCUGUCCUGCUGGUGCUCCUGGCCUCAGGCUCCUGGGAACAGAAGCCAGAGAUGCUGCAUAAACUGGAGGGCGAGAUGAUGUCUGUGAGAUGCCCGUACCAGCCCUGGCAAGGUUUAAACAAGAUGAAAAUCUGGUGUAGGAAAAUAUCAGUAUAUAGUUGUGAUGAAACAGUCACCAACUUCCAGAAAGUGCCUCGACACUCCAUCCAAGAUUACCCCGGGUCUGGCUACUUCAUUGUCACCAAGACUGAGCUCAGGGUAGAGGACUCGGGAACCUAUUGGUGUGGAAUUAGCAAGUCUUCCAGGAUCUUGCUUCUCAGAGCCAUCCAUCUGGUGGUAUCUAAGGGAGCACCAGGAAGACCACAGCCUGGACCUCUGCCAUCAUCCCUGUCAUUGACAGGUACUGUCACCCCCUCCCCUGUGCUCUCAGCCCUCCAUUUCCUCCCACCCACUGCCGACUUUACCAACUGCCUCCAAUCACCACGUUCCCACGGACCCCCGGCUCUCAGGGGAUGAAUGGGAGUCAGACAGUUGCUUUGGGUCACUUUACCUCUUUGAGCCUCAGUGUUCUUAUCUGCAAAGCAGGGCCAAUAACAUUCCCACCUUACAUCGGGGUUUCUUACCUUUGGCACUAUUGACAUUUGGGGCCAAAUAAUUCUUUGUCGUGAGGGGCUGUCCUGUUACUGUAGGAUAUUUAGCAGCAUCCCUGGCCUCUACCCAUUAGACAGCAAUAGCACAAACCUCCCCAGAUCGCCCAGUCGUGGCAACCAAAAAUGUCUCCAGACAUUGCCAAGUUCUCGUUAGGGGCACAGCCACCCCAGUUGGGAACCACCCUCUUCCAGGGUUGUCGUGAGGAUUAAAUGAGACUGUGGAUUCAGAGAACCUCGUGCCAGACAUGUGAGCAGGGCUUCUUUUUCCUCUUCCUCACCUCCAGCCCUUCUCUUUCUUUCAGUAGGAGCAGGGGAGCUGUCCCAGGGCCACGGGGGUCCAGGGAAGGGGCGCACCGUGUAUUUAUUACAGCCCGUGGCCUGAUAUCUUCUCUACCCCUGCCUGAUGGUUUCAAAGCCCUGGCCCCUGGGACUGGCCGGCUAGCUGUUUCUCUUCCUGCCUCUGUCCUCCUCUCCCCUCUUUCCACCCACCCUCACUGUGGACGUCACCCUAGGCUCUUGCAAACCACAGUUCCUCCUUCAAGGCCUUGCACCAGAAGCCAGGUGUUGCUGGUCAAUGGAGCUGAGAGGCAUCCCUAGAGCCACUGCCUCACCCGCUUUGACCCUUGACACCCCAGGCACCUUCCCUAGGAGCCUGCUACGGUGUUAGAAAGUCUACCUUUGUGUUCUUCCUUUGACUCAAAACAGGAUCUAUUAAAAUGCAGUUACUAUGUGGCUGAGCUGUUUGCCAGAUGACACCAGUAUUCUCCGAGAGCUGAUUGUAUCUCACAACAAACGGCUGAGGCUAAGGAGCUCGGACAAGAACAGUUAAGGGAAGGGUGCAGGAGAAGUGAGCACAGAUCCCGAAACAGGAGCCCAAAAGGCAAGUUAAGGGACGGCAGUCUGGUCUGGCCCGGUGGCGUAGUGGUUAAGUUCACGCGUUCCGCUUCGGCGACCAAGGGUAUGCCGGUUCGGAUCCUGGGCGUGGACAUACUCACCGCUCAUCAAGCCAUGCUGAGGCUGCAUCCCACAUAGCAGAGCUAUAACUCUACAACUAUGAUACACGACUAUGUAGUUUGGGAAGAAAAAAGAAAAAGAGGAAGAUUGGCAAGAGAUGUUAGCGCAGGGCCAAUCUUCCUCAAAAAAAAAUGGACGGCAGUCAGACAGGGGAGAGGAGCAGACUGGAGACGUCAUCAACAUCCCCAUUUUACAGGGAAGCAAACAAGCCCGAGAUGGAAUGACGUGGCGAGACUACAUGGCUUAUGGGGCAGAGCCCUUGACCAUGGUGCUGCCUCGUGGCCAGCUCAGCAGGAGGGUCUGUCCCCAUAACAGACAUGGGCGAGGGAUGGUUUCCGGGCGGAAGGUUGGCUCUGACUUUCCUCACCUGGCUGGUCCUUAUUCCCAAGCCCCGCAGGCCACUGGGAUGUCAUCUCCGGCGUGGUGGUGGCCGUGGUGCUGCUGCUGGUGCUCAUCCUCCUCCUGAUCCUGUACCUCA